Molecule: messenger RNA, 672 nt
Organism: Cokeromyces recurvatus
Lineage: Eukaryota; Fungi; Mucoromycota; Mucoromycetes; Mucorales; Mucoraceae
Exons: 1
Coding region: 25-633 (202 amino acids)
Source: RefSeq, a predicted model, not a curated record
CUUCUUUUCAUAUACAUAUAUAAAAUGUCAACUAAAGUAAUGAAUUAUACAAAUGAUCUUUUAUUUAACAAUAAUAUGGAACUUAUUAGAAGAAAAAUAUCCUCUUGUCCUAAUUUUGUAUCAAGAAAAACUACUAAAACAUAUAAAACAAAUCAACAAAAGAAUACCUCUUCAUUUCAAAUCGAUAAAGAUAACUUCCUUGAUCUAGCUACAGCUGCAUUAGAGGAAGUUCUCAUAGAAGAGGAACGGACAAGUAUUUGGCGAGAGUUAAUGGAAGCAUUUCUAAAUUACACAGGUGUAGCAAGAUAUUCUAAUGUCGUACUAGAGCAGUUUCUUCAUAGUCAGGAUAUUAUUGAAAAGUUAGCCGAAGAAAAUUUUGAAAAAGAAAUAACAAAAAUGAAGAAAUUAUCAUUUUAUAAUAAUAGUAAAAUGAUAUUUAUACACUCCUCAAAGGAGGAUCCAUUAUUCUUCUACCAGCACUAUCUUAAGGAGGAUGAUAAUAUUGCAUUAAAUACAGAUAAAAGAGCUAAUUAUAUCCACAAUACAACUUCUUCUUUUCCAUCUUUUACAUUCAUAAUAUUUAUCAUAAUUUUCAUUUGUUCAUUAUUACAUUAUAACCCAUCAAAGCUAUAGAAACACACUUCAUAAAGAAUACUUAUUGCAAAUUACACG